Molecule: messenger RNA, 1442 nt
Organism: Volvox carteri f. nagariensis
Lineage: Eukaryota; Viridiplantae; Chlorophyta; Chlorophyceae; Chlamydomonadales; Volvocaceae
Exons: 3
Coding region: 48-1442 (464 amino acids)
Biological process (GO): protein phosphorylation
Cellular component (GO): plasma membrane
Molecular function (GO): ATP binding; protein kinase activity
Source: RefSeq, a predicted model, not a curated record
UAUAUGAUUCAGGUAUAUACCUAAAAUACCUAAAUUUAUCCUUGUCCAUGUGUGCACACCUCUGUCACCCGUGUCACCUGGCAUUCCUUGACUGCACAAGGCCAUCACACCUGUCACCUGUAAUCUGCAUAAACCUUCCUGCACAAGGCUGUCACCCCUGUCACCCGGCAUUCACAACAAUGUUUGUGUCAUCAACGUCAGCGUCACCACCCGGCAUUCACAACAAUGUUUGUGUCACCAAUGCCACCAAUGUCAAGCAGCAUUCACACAAGCCUGCACGCUUUGUUGUCACGCAGCAUUCACACAUGUGUACCCAAUUUGUCAGAUCUGUCACCUGGCAUCCACACAAGCCUGCGCGCAAUGUUGUCACCCCUGUCACCCACCAUGCGAAGGUGUUCAUCGAGGGGAAGGGAUGGAUGCGAGCAAGGCAUGCAGGACCAGAAGUCGAACAGCACCUUGAUGGUUUCAAGACUGCAUCACCAACUGUCAUGGUCGAUAGUAGUACUAACACCUGGUGUGGAGGGCAGUCAUCAGUUAUCCUCACAUACUCGGAGGCCCAGGUGGAGGAAAUGAUUGCCAAGGGGCAAAUCAUGGACAUUGGUUCAGGGGGAUUUGGCUACACCUACAAGAGCAGUACCUUCGCGGGCGAAAUUGUCAUGAAGAGGUUCAAGCACAACCCCCAGCAUACAGCCAUCCAACAGGCGAUCGCUAUGAAUUUGAGCAUCGGCAUGCAGUUGUUGAGCUGCAACCUCUUGCCCCUCCGAGGGGUUGUGCGGGGAAACGUGAUGGACACGGUUGGGCUGGUGUGGGACUUCAUGCCAGGUGGAACACUUGGCGAUAUGCUAUCGGCAAAGGAUGCUAGUCUGUCGGAAAUGCUUGGCUAUGUUGCGGAUGCUGCACUGGGAUGCCAUAGCCUCCACAGAGCUGGCUUCGUCCACCGUGAUGUAAAGCCCGACAACAUCCUGAUAGACAACUCCGGGGGUGAGGCUGGUCAUGCCCGUCUUGCCGAUUAUGAUCUGGCGAUUUUUGCCAAUAUGGAUUCCGGCCAGGUUGGUACCCCCGGUUUCAGGCCACCAGAGGGCAACACAUCAGGAUCCAAACACACAAAGGCCUUCGAUUUCUAUUCCUUCGGCGUCACGCUAAUGUCGGUUCUGUUCCGUACUAAAAAACCGGACGAGUGGGUGUACAAGCUACACAGUAAGAGCAGCAACCCAGUCGCUGUCAUCCUGACCUUGACAAGUGGCAUCCGUGCAGCCCACCCAAAUGGCCUGCCGCCCAGCGCCAGCAUCGAAAACCUGCUGGGUCUUGCGACUUCUGCAACCAGGAGUGAGCAAACGGCUCGGCUAAUGCCCCCUGGCAUGAAGAGGGAGGACAUCCAGCGGGAGUGCAACCUUGGCCACUUUGCAGAUGUAAUCAGGCGUGAAAUCGACACCAGGAGGUGA